This is a messenger RNA of Funneliformis geosporum, 1323 nucleotides long. The record is from the annotation of a GenBank genome assembly. NCBI's taxonomy places the organism in Eukaryota, Fungi, Glomeromycota, Glomeromycetes, Glomerales, Glomeraceae.
AUGGUGGACACUGCCACGCACGCUACGUCACAAUCGGUCGAUGGCAAGAGCACGGAAUUAGAUUUGGAGAAUAAUUGGAUAACGGACGUUUACUCUAAUAAUAACUUUAAAGAUAUCCUUGGUCAAGUCGUCGUACCACCCCCGUACGCUUAUCACCCAAUUUCAUAUGGUUCCCCAAUCUCUACCUCCCCAUCAAAAGAUUCAACUCACACCUCUCCACCGGUUAAAGAUUUAUCAAGGAAAGCCUUGGAAUUUUUAAUUAAGAAUCCACCAAAGGAUGUAUUACCGAGCCAAGAAGAGGUUCAUUCCAUAUAUAAGGUGCAUGAAAAUAUUUAUUUAAAUCCCUAUUCUUCGUGGAAAUUCGUCAUAGGGGCAAACGUCGUUGACGAAAGUGGGGUGGUGCAAAUAACAAAUUAUGGCAAGUUGGUGGAGAUUAAUACCAGAAAGUGGAGCAGCGUUACCAAUAACGUUUGCGUACAAUCAAACUAUCCUUUCUUUAUCCCCAAAUCUUCUACGAUAAGAAGGAAUAGUAUUUCCACUUCUAUCAUUGAUAGAGCACAAGGAAAACCCAAUACGCACAUGAAAAGGAAUAGCAACAAGGUUAAUGAGGAUGUAAUGCAUUAUUUUGAGGUGACCGUGGUGUCUAAAGCCACUGACGUUGACACCAUCAUUUCCAUUGGUCUAUCAACGAAACCAUACCCUUACUUCAGGUUACCCGGAUGGAAUAAACAUUCUAUUGGAUAUCAAUCAAAUGACGGUCAUCUGUACCAUAACGACAUCUCAUCCUCCAGAGAAUAUGGUCCCGCCUAUAACGUGGGAGACAUAAUAGGAUGUGGCUAUAAACCAUCGACCAAAGAGGUGUUCUAUACCAAGAAUGGGAAUUACCUCGGUGCUUAUGCAUCUUCUAAAAAUCCUUUUGUUGCACCCAAAGAUGAUGAGGAUAGUUUAGAUCAUGUCUGGUAUCCUACGAUUGCCGCAAAUGGACAAUGUAAAUUAGAAAUCAAUUUUGGUGGUGACAUAGUUAAGGAUACAUUUAAAUACAGAUUGGCAAGAAACUUUGGUCCCGGUGCCCCUCUUUCCAUUGUUAAACAAUUAAGAGGUGGUGAAUUAAUAGGUAGUUUUGAAAAUUGUAAAUCAGAAAACGUUGAAUUGGAACAAAAACGAGUCAAGUUUGUUGAAUCUCCCACAACGGAGAAACGAAUAAAAAGAACUCCUCAAAGACGCAGAACACCUUACGCUUGGGAUGAUAAACUUCGACCCAUAUUUGAUGAUGAUAAAGUUGAUAAGAAGGAUAAAGGGAAAAAUAAAUUAAAUAAAUCCUAG